ACUGUUUCAUUCAUCCAGCUCUGCUGCUGGAAUCCUCUCCGGCUUCGUGCUGUGAAGAACAUCCCAGAAUAUUCUGCUGUCAGCUGAUGACGGCAUGCGUGUCGCCGGAUCCACGUCCUGCUCUGCAGCCUGCAGAGGAGCCGACCAUCUGACGCGGAGGGGGGGUCUGAUAAGCCGCUCUGAGCCGUGCACGCGGGCCUGCGGCCGCCGGGACGAGCUUCAUGUCAGCGGAGCAUGGCGUGAAGCGGAGGCGCUCUACGGCACCAGCGGCACCGGCACAGCGGGCUCGGACUCCCCGGAGGAAUGUUUACCCUCACCGAGGUCGCCUCUCUGAACGAAGUACAGCCAACUUACAGAAUCCUAAAGCCAUGGUGGGACGUCUUCAUGGAUUAUCUUGGUAUUGUCAUGCUGAUGUUAGCCAUCUUUUCUGGAACCAUGCAGUUUACUAGGGACCAGGUGGUUUGUCUUCCCAUCUUGGAACAACCUCAUGAAGGGUCCGGAGGCUUCCUGGGACCAGAACCACCAGAUCCAGCUGAUGGACUAUGGAACAAAGAGAGUGCAAUUGGAGAGCAAGCAGCUCCGCUGAUGGCAAGGAGGCCACCUGAGACGCCGGCCCCAGUGAUUCACAUCGCACAAACGCCUGUUUUUGGGCAGUCGCAGCCCACAGGGGUCAGGACAAAGCUGGACUUUCAGCAGUAUGUCUUUGUCAACCAGAUGUGUUACCACGUGGCUCUUCCUUGGUACUCCAAGUACUUUCCGUACCUUGCUCUAAUCCACACUAUUGUUUUGAUGGUCAGUAGCAACUUCUGGUUCAAGUACCCGAAGACAAGUUCGAAAGUAGAACAUUUUGUUUCCAUUCUAGGAAAAUGCUUUGAAUCACCUUGGACUACAAAGGCGUUGUCUGAGACAGCUUGUGAGGACUCGGAGGAAAACAAGCAGAGGCUGGCGUGCGCCUCCUCCCUCCUGAAGCACCUGUCCACCAGCAGCGAGGAGGGCAGCCCCCAUCAGGCUGCCUCAGUGGUGAAUAAAUCCGGACCCGCCUUUUCGGCUGAGAAGCUUGUAAGUGAAGUUCCCUCCAUGACCAUACUGGACAAGAAAGAUGGCGAGCAGGCGAAGGCGCUGUUUGAGAAGGUGCGGAAGUUCCGCGCCCACGUGGAAGACAGCGACCUGAUUUACAGGCUCUACGCCAUUCAAACCGUCAUCAAAACCGUAAAGUUCAUUUUGAUCCUCUGCUACACCAUGACCUUUGUAGCAUCUAUUGACUUUGACCACGUGUGUGAACCUGAAAUAAAGCAUUUGACUGGAUAUGCUAAGUUCCAUUGUACUCAUAACAUGGCGUUUAUGCUAAAGAAGCUCCUGGUGAGCUACAUUGCUCUCAUUUGUGCGUAUGGAAUCAUCUGCAUCUAUACGCUCUUCUGGCUUUUUCGGCGGCCGCUCAAAGAAUACUCUUUUGAAAAAGUCAGGGAGGAGAGCAGCUUCAGUGACAUUCCUGACGUGAAGAAUGACUUUGCAUUCCUCCUCCACAUGGUGGAUCAGUACGACCAGCUCUACUCCAAACGUUUUGGCGUUUUCCUUUCGGAGGUCAGCGAGAACAAGCUUCGUGAGAUCAGCCUAAACCACGAGUGGACGUUCGAAAAGUUGCGGCAGCACGUAACGCGAAAUCCUCAAGAGAUGCUGGAGCUUCACCUGUUCAUGCUGUCUGGGAUACCGGACGCUGUUUUUGACCUCACUGACUUGGAGAUCCUGAAAUUAGAGUUGAUCCCAGAGGCCAGGAUAACUGCAAAAAUCUCACAGAUGAUCAACCUCCAGGAACUGCACUUGUACCACUGUCCAGCUAAAGUGGAGCAGAAUGCAUUUAUUUUUCUCUGUGAUCACCUCCAGUGCCUUUACGUCAAAUUCACAGAUGUUGCUGAGAUUCCCAGCUGGGUAUACCUGCUGAAGAACCUACGAGAGCUCUACCUGAUCGGUAACCUCAACUCAGAGAACAACAAGCUCAUUGGGCUGGAGUCUCUGCGAGACCUCAGGCACCUGAAGACUCUGCACCUCAAGAGCAACCUCACAAAGAUCCCAACGAACAUAACAGACCUGGCCCCUCAUCUGAUCAAGCUAGUUAUUCACAACGAUGGAACAAAGCUCGUGGUGCUGAACAGUCUGAAGAAAAUGGCCAACCUGGCAGAGCUGGAGCUUCAUAACUGUGAGCUGGAGCGAAUUCCACAUGCUAUCUUCAGCUUGAACAACCUCCAGGAGCUGGACCUGAAGUCCAAUAACAUCCGCACCAUCGAGGAGGUCAUCAGCUUUCAGCACCUCAAAAGACUAACCUGCCUCAAGCUUUGGUACAACAAAAUCAUCAGCAUUCCGCUGUCAAUCAGCCACGUCAAAAACCUGGAGUCUCUUUAUCUCUCGCAUAACAAACUGGAAUCCCUUCCCGCGCCUUUGUUCACCCUUCUCAAGCUGAGGUACCUGGACGUUAGCCACAAUUCCAUUGCAGUGAUCCCGCCGGAGGUGGGCUUCCUGCAGAAUCUUCAAUACUUUGCCAUCACGGGCAACAAACUGGAGGUCAUUCCCAAGCAGCUCUUCAAAUGCGCCAAGCUGCGGACGCUGUGCCUCGGCCACAACUGCAUCUCCUUUGUUCCUGAAAGGGUGGGCCACCUCUCGCAGCUGUCGCAUCUGGAGCUGAAGGGAAACUGUCUGGACCGUCUACCCGCUCAGCUGGGCCAGUGCAGCCUCCUCCGCCGAUCCUUCCUGCUGGUGGAGGACCACCUCUUCGACUCUCUCCCCGCUGAAGUCAAGGAGACCAUGAAUCAGGAAGCUAACGUUUCCUUCUCAAACGGGGGUAAAAGUGAGGGCCGGUAGCAACAGGAUACGACACCAAUGUCUUCUAACACUUUCUGAAGGUGUGUUGUUCAUAGAAUUUGUGGUUUACACCUUCCAAGUUAUUCUAACACCUAAACACUUACUAUUCGAAAGAGUUUAUACUUAUUGUGGCUUGAGGACUUUUUUUUGCUCCUUCCUUUGCACAGACAACAGUUUAGCAACAUAACAUUGUCAAAUGUAUGCUGUACUCAGAGAAUUGUUUGUUUGAAUGGCAACUAUCGACGGACAUUUAGAAUGGCACUGUCCUGCACCGGAUUGGAUGACUUUACCUCUGUGCUCAACCCUCGCGAGGGGUUCAACAUGUGCUGGAGCAGCACAAAAAAAAAAAAAAAUCCGCCAAUCACAGGUGUAUUUGGGCUCAUUUUGAAUAAUUCCUUCCAAUCAGAUCACUGUGAUGAAAAGACACAAAGUAACACAUUUUUGCACAUUUCCGGCUGUCCCUGUGCAGUGAGGGAGCAGUCAGUGUUUUGUUGAACCGCGAGAGUCCAUAGUUUUAGUUAAAUAGAGACAAUAAUAGCUAACAAAUCACUGUUUUGUGUUCAAUUUACCUUCAGAAUGACUUUACUUAUUUCAGUUGAGCUUCUUGGUUCAGUGUUUUUUAUAGAACCUCUGAAUUAUUCUUUUCUGAGUCGACCCACAGCUAAAAACAUUUUUUUACACAAAUGUUUCAUUGUCAAAUAAUUGUUGGAGCGCGGAUUGAUGUACGGAAGCCAAAAAUGGCCCACCCUCCUUUUUUAAUUUUUAUUUUUUACCGUUUUCUUGAUCAAAUUAGAUCCACUAUCUUGUUAUAACGAGAAAACGAAGCUCAAUUUCUUGAGAAAACGAGAUAACUCAUACCCCUCUCCCUUUCCCGCACUUAGAAACAGAGAAUUUAUCUGUUUUGAGUAUCUUCAUUUUGUAGUUAAAAACAAAAACAGCAGAAGAAAACACUCCACAAAACAGCAGAAGAAAAAACUCCACAAAAGUUGUUUUUAGUCUAUUUUUUUUAUUUAUUAGUAAAUCUAUGCUCCUUAAACACCUUAAUUGCGUCUCAUGCACCAGCUUUCUGUCCCUUUAUUUCCCUAAAAUCCCCAACCAAACAGGUUAAUUGACAAAACCCAGGGCCAAUGAGAAUCUCCCCAUGGUGCGUUCACUGAUUUCUGGACAUUAGCGGACCCAAACAGCCACUCAGCCCAACCCAUUCUUUUGUCAUUUUUAUACAAUCUGCAAAAAAACAAAACCGUUUUUCAGGAAAAAAAUGUUCACACUGUUAAAUCAAUAAAUUAUAUAUAGAUCAAUUAUUCUGGUGUUCAGCAUUUUCUCUAAUAAACUGUUCUGUUUUCAGUUAUCAGUGAACCCAAUAUGCAAAAAAGCUUGUUCUGUCAAUCAACCUGUUUUAGGGAAAUAAAUCAGUGUUUUUUUCUUGUUAACCACAAAAUAAAGAGACUUAAAACAGGUAAAGUCUCUGCGUCUUUGUGCGGGAAGGAGAGAGAGGUUCUUGAUUAUCUCGUUAUAUUGAGAUAACAAACUUUCAUUAUAACGAAAUAGUGGAUCUUGUUGUGUUGAGAAAACAAUCCAAAAAAAAAAAAAGUAGUGCAGGCCGUUUUUGACUUCUGUAUUGGUCAGAACAGGAGUUUUGAUCCGUUUGUCCAUGAAGUGGCUCCUGGGAAUUUUUUUUUUUUUCCUUUCUUUUUUUUUUUAGCUUACAACAUUUUUCCCAUGGAAAGGCCACUCAGUGCUGUACGGAAACACAAAUAUUCAUGAAAAUAAAAUAAAUACAAGAAAAUAACAUCCUAAGCAUAAUAAAUAAAAGAAAAUAUUGGACUAAAUUUAAAAGUGGGUAUUCGAUGAGAGUCUUAUAUUUUUAUUAAUAUUCUCUCAAUCCUUUAAUCCUGUUAAAGAACUGAAAUUAUCAGAUUAAAUUGACCUCAUCUUUUAUUUUAACACUUCAACGGUUCACUUUUAUAAAGAGAUUAAACUGAAUUCUUUCUUUCUUCAGAGAUUAGGACUUUUUCUGUUCACAUCAUUCUGCCUUAAGUCUUUAUUCCUUAUAAAUUCAUUUAUGAACAAUUUGAUUUUUUAAACUUAUCAUUCUAAUUUUUCUUAAACUCACAAUUUAAAAAAAAACAGGGUUUGAAGCAGCUGUUUAACUUGGAUGUCCUGUUUGAAAACUAUAAAUACUAAAUGCACAGAAAACUACUAGAUUAUUCAAUAGCAGAUGAUAACUUCAUAUUUAUUGACCCAUUAUUUAUUUAACUCAAAAUUUAAAAAGUUGAUCAAAAUGUUGUUUAUUUUUAUUUAUAUUUUUGGAUUUCUGUUUCAGCUGCUUUGUUUCAUCUGUGACCCUCGCCCAAUGCUGUUUAAUUGUUUUUUUUCCCUCUGUUCAGUUCUUUAGUUGACCACUUUUAUUGAUAAAUGUGUCACGUUUCUGCUGGAUUCCAGUACUUCGUUUGUCCUUGAACCACCAAACCUUGACUGACUGGCUGCUUGUUUUAGUCAUUUCUGCUCUAAUAAAGCACCUUAAAGUCACACCCCUUCUCUGAAUGAACACCAACUAUCCUGUGAGAUCUUUGUGUUGAAAUGUUGCUGCUUUUGACUUUCAGUCUUUUAUUAAAUUGUCCUCCAACUUCACUGUAA
Molecule: messenger RNA, 5490 nt
Organism: Oryzias melastigma (Indian medaka)
Lineage: Eukaryota; Metazoa; Chordata; Actinopteri; Beloniformes; Adrianichthyidae
Gene: lrrc8db
Product: leucine rich repeat containing 8 VRAC subunit Db
Exons: 2
Coding region: 304-2853 (849 amino acids)
Molecular function (GO): protein binding
Source: RefSeq, a predicted model, not a curated record